CCUCAUGGCUUAUCUCAUGCUUACAACUCAGCAUUGAAAUAGAUUUGCGCUCAGAUUCGGGAACGUGGACGAGUGGUCAAUAAAUCAAUCAAUCAUGUUCGUGAGGACUUUGGUAUUAGCUUUGGUGGCCAAUCUGGCCUUGACCUCCGGUUGCGAGAUCACCGUAAAGAACGUUGGUUUAAAAACGUUCACAUGGAGAAUUUCUUAUGCAGGCGUUGAAGGCCAUUCCAAGGAACUACAACCUGGAGAGUCUGAGAACCACGCCUGUACGUGUUUACCCCAUGAUAUGUAUGUGGAUUAUGAAGACAUUUACUGCUAUCACUACAUGAAUUGCAUCAACAAAAACCAAUACCAAGUCGAGGUGGGAGAGUAUGCCAUCUACAUUAAUGUUGGGAACAAAAACGUGGAGACAUGUGUCUUGUAAGGCCGAUGGAUGUAUUAUGUCAUGGUCGAGGAGAUAUGGUGCUCGUAUGCUUGCUAACUUGGCUGAUUGAUCUUACCAAUUUGUCAUAUUGCUUGUAUAUGGUGAUGAUGUAAGGAAUCCUGAGAAUGCUGCACGUCCAAAAAUACAAGAUGGCCUUUGUGAA
Molecule: messenger RNA, 587 nt
Organism: Tigriopus californicus
Lineage: Eukaryota; Metazoa; Arthropoda; Copepoda; Harpacticoida; Harpacticidae
Exons: 3
Coding region: 95-424 (109 amino acids)
Source: RefSeq, a predicted model, not a curated record